This is a messenger RNA of Orcinus orca (killer whale), 12080 nucleotides long. It is a transcript of the gene ZNF75A, whose product is annotated as zinc finger protein 75a. Lineage: Eukaryota; Metazoa; Chordata; Mammalia; Artiodactyla; Delphinidae. The record is from RefSeq and is a predicted model, not a curated record. The transcript has 9 exons. Gene Ontology annotation, biological process: regulation of DNA-templated transcription. The coding region runs from base 413 to 2638 and encodes 741 amino acids.
AGGUGCUAUGAAGAAAGAAAAGUAUGUCAGAGAAAUGAGAAAAACGGUAUUUCAGUUAUUUUUCCUCUCCUUUAGGGCAGAGCCUGACUGACGUUCAUUCAUUUCUCAACUACACAGAAUUCUCAAAAGCCUCUCACCUAGAAACCCAGAAGUGUCCAGACCAUUAGUUUUCCUCUAACAUUUGUUGCAAAAAAUGUCAACUGCUUUACAGAGUACUAAGAGGAUCAUGAAAGUACGAUAGUUAAUAGGGUAUGGAGCCAGUGACAGGCUAGGAUCAAGCAACCUUCUAAAAGAGGCAGCUCUAACUAAGGCAAUUACUAUUAUAAAUGGAAAAAGGAAAAAGAAAGUGUUUGUUAGCCAGUAGCAACACCAUUAAAGCAGCCAGUCACCCAGCAAAACCAUUCAGCCCACUAUGGCAGUUGUGUGGUAUCUCAAAAUAAACUGCAUGUGUUUGCUUUCAUUGCUUUCCAGCUGGACAUUCAUUAUUUCUCAAACUGUGCCCAGGCAGGGAAAGGUGAAAUCAAAAGGAAAGACUUGGGGGACUUCUGUGGGCUCCACAGCAAGGGAAGAAGAUCGUUUUAUUGAUUUUGUUCCAGACCAGACUGGGCCUCAGUUUUCAGAGGUAGUGCUGGAGGUGUGUCCAAUACAGGAGCAGAAUUGUUCCUCGAGAAGAAUGAUGACCAUAGAUCUGAAGGUGGCUGAGUACUUGAACCCUCAGAUCAGGACUCUGUGGGAGACCAAGGGACCUGUGACAGGGAGUUCCAGUCAGCAUAAGAAAUAUGCCCCCCAAACGGACAGUCCCAGUCCUGAGAGGUCUCACCAGCACUUCCGGAGCUUCCUCUAUCAUGAAGCAGCUGGACCCCGGGAGGCUGUUGACCAGCUUCUGGAAUUAUGCCGUCAGUGGUUGAGGCCAGAGAUUCAUUCAAAAGAGCAGAUCUUGGAACUUGUGGUGCUAGAGCAGUUCCUGUCCAUUCUGCCCAGGGACACCCAGACCUGCAUAAAGAAGCACCAUCUACAGAGCAUUGAGGAGGCUGUGGUCCUGGUAGAACACUUGCAGAGGGAAUCUGGUCAAACGAGGAAUGGGGUUGCAGACCAUGAGCUGGGAAAGGAGGCAGUGCUCUUGGGAGAAACAGCAGAGGUCCCAGGCUUCAAGCUGAAGCCAGCAGAGGCCCAGCAAGUGGGCAUGUCCCAGGAUGAAGAAUUUUGGAAUACACACCAGAGUCUACAAGAGCUGCUGAUCAGGAAUACCCACAAAGAAACUGAGCCUGUAUGUGAGAGGGAAAUGAGCCUAGGAUAUUCAGAAACAGAAGCGAGAGAGAUUUCCUGUGGCUCUCCUUCACUCACAGCGGUGUCUGCUCACCGGAUCCUAGCCUUUCCUGAGCAGACAAACACCAAAGACUGGACAGUGGCACCUGAGCUCAUCUUGUCUGAGUCCCAGAGCUUGUUGACCUUUGAAGAAGUGGCCAUGUAUUUUUCCCAAGAAGAAUGGGAGUUACUGGAUCCUACUCAGAAGGCCCUCUACAAUGAUGUAAUGCAAGAAAACUAUGAGACUGUCAUCUCUCUAGAACUGAGCCUAGGAUGUUCAAAGACAGAAGGGAGAGAAAUUUCCUCUCACUCUUCUACAGCGGUGCCUGCUCACCAGAUCCUAGCCUUUCCUGAGCAGACAAAUGCCAAAGACUGGACAGUGGCACCUGAGCUCGUCUUGCCUGAGUCCCAGAGCUUGUUGACAUUUGAAGAAGUGGCCAUGUAUUUUUCCAAGGAAGAAUGGGAGUUACUGGAUCCCACUCAGAAGGCCCUCUACAAUGAUGUAAUGCAAGAAAACUAUGAGACUGUCAUCUCUCUAGCAUUAUUUGUGCUCCCCAAACCUAAAGUGAUCUCCUGUCUAGAGCAGGGGGAAGAGCCGUGGGUUCAAAGAUCCCUGGAGUUCAAGGACAAUUCUGGAGAGCUGCCUACAGCAGGGCUAAAGCUCAAAAAUGACACUGAAAAUCUUCAGCCUCUAUGUCUUUCUGACUUAGAAAUACAAGUACCAGUAGAUAUAGCAUCAAAAAAGGCCAGAUUGAAAGUUCCCCAGAAAACAAUGGGCAAAGAAAAUCAUGGUGAUAUGCAUAGGGUGGGGAAAUGGCACCGAGAUUUUCCAGUGAAGAAAAAAAAGAAACUUUCAACCUGGAAACAAGAGCUGCUGAAACUUAUGGAUCUUCACAAAAAAGAACGUGCAGGAGAGAAGCCUUUUAAAUGCCAGGAAUGUGGGAAAAGCUUCAGAGUUAGCUCUGACCUUAUUAAGCACCAAAGAAUUCACACUGAAGAGAAACCAUAUAAAUGUCAGCAGUGUGAUAAGAGGUUUAGGUGGAGUUCAGAUCUUAAUAAGCACUUAACGACACACCAAGGAAUAAAACCAUAUAAAUGCUCAUGGUGUGGGAAAAGCUUCAGUCAAAAUACAAAUCUACACACACACCAAAGAACUCACACUGGAGAGAAGCCCUUUACAUGUCAUGAAUGUGGAAAAAAAUUCAGUCAAAAUUCCCACCUUAUUAAACACCGGAGAACUCACACAGGUGAGCAGCCUUAUACCUGUAGCACAUGCAGGAGAAACUUCAGCAGACGCUCAAGCCUUCUUAGACACCAGAAACUCCACCAGUAAAGGGAAGCUUAUUCAGUGUCCUCAGUCUGAAGAAAUUCACCAAGUGGAGCUGGACCUUAAAGUUAUGAAAAGUACAAAAUUAUGAAGCAUGAAGAAUUUUUCAUCAGUGGAAUUUUUCAUCAGGAAACUUUGGGAAAUAAACAUGUUUCACAGAAGGAAUCAAGGUUGAGUCUGCAGGGAAUGUGUUAGUAGUUGUACUACUUGCUGUUUUUACUAAAACUUUCAGGGAUUUCCUUAGCAGGAGAGGUGUUCGAAGAACAUUCAGAGUAAAGGGAAAAGCUGUUUUGGGACUGUAUUUGGCAGAAUAGCAAAUGCAGCUUCAAAUAGUGGAUGCAGCCAUGAAUUCUUCUGUGGUCACAGAGGUGAAUAUUGUUGGUUUGCAUUGAUUUCCCCAGCCACUCUUAAACAUACAUGUUAGAAACAUUUGUAGCAUGGUCUUCCAAAACAGAAAGCAAUAAUAUGAUGUUUAAUUGCAUAGCAUUGUCUUCCAGGUUUACCAAUUUCAGUAAUCUCAUGGGCAGAAAUGAAUUCUAAUGUAAAAUUUUUGAAGAACCAAAUUGGAUUUUCUUAACUGUCCCAUCAUCGGGUACUGUUCACAAAUUUGGACAUUGUUUGAGUUCCUUUUUUAACUUUUUAGCAAAUUCAGCUCUGGAAUACUAUUAGUACAGUUUUUACUGUGAUGAAAUCAUAUUUACUUCACCAAUAGGGAAUCUGCCCAGGUGAACUAAUCACUAUUGUAUGCCUCUCUGGUGGUGGAUGGAAAAGGGAGAACACCUCUAAGAAGGAGAUAAUAUGGAAACGGGUUGGAAUCUUUAGCCAUGUAAAGAAGAAUUUUCUCGAGUAAAAGAAACUAGACUGUUUACUUACGUCACUAUAUCAAUAGGAUAAAACAGCCAUAAAAAUGAGCACUUUUCCAAGGUCUAAAUGGAAAUUAAUGGCAAUUCAGGAUCACCUUCUCAGGUUUUUAUCUGUUUGCAUUUUAACUUGGCUUUUGUAUGUCAUUAAGAACAAGGAGGGCUUCCCUGGUGGCGCAGUGGAUGAGAGUCUGCCUGCCGAUGCAGGGGGACACGGGUUCGUGCUCCGGUCCGGGAAGAUCCCACAUGCCGCAGAGCGGCUGGGCCCGUGAGCCAUGGCCGCUGAGCCUGCGUGUCCGGAGCUCCGCAACGGGAGAGGCCACAACAGUGAGAGGCCCGCAUACCGCAAAACAAACAAACAAAAAAAGAACAAGGAGAGGGUUAUAUUUGUCUGGGAACUGGAGUGUUUACUGCACCAGGAUCCUAUGGGUCACAGGGCAUGUUACUCUGGGAAUCCAGUGAGCAGGAGACCAGUUCCCAAAAGCAAAGAUUUGGGAGAGGAUGCUGAGUGGUAGACAAGGACGGACAAAUACACAUGUAUGUUGGUUGACUUACAUUGUAACUGUUAAACAGGAAGGGUCAUCCUUCUGUUUUCUCCAUCGUAUCAUGUAACAGCCUUAGUGUACACAUUUGAUAGAUUGCAGAAAAUCUCUGUAGGCUGUGGAUUUUCUUGUAGCUCCACCUUUUAUCUACAACAGUGAUGCAGAUGUGUUCCUGAUAGAGCAUCUAGGUGUAAUCAGGAAAGGAGUUAAACAAGGAAGUAAGAGAUCCAGAGGCUUGUUAAGACCCCAUAGCUAGUGGGUCUGUUGGCUGUCACUUAGCUGCAUCAGUCAGGCCUGAGGGCAGGAUUAGCAGGACUGAUCUGUAUGUUGUUCCUGCCCAGCCAGCCUGGAUGACAUUGUAUUGUGUCUAUUUCUAUUUCUAGCUUGUAAAACAUUCUUGUUUCUUGAUUGGUUACUAAAACACUCUUAAAUCUCCAGUUUCCAUAUGAAAUAGAGAUAACACUCAACUCAGGGUUUUUCUGGGGAUUAGAGGGGUUGAUGAAGGAAAAGCACCUAUCGGCCUGGGAAAUAGCAGGGUCUCAGUCAGUGUGCGUGUCCUUCCCUUUCCCCUGGUCCCCAGUGGUAUGUUGGGUGGACUGACUACAUUAAAGGAGCAGAUGCAUUUGUGGCUGUUGCAGCUCCUUCCAGGAGCUGAGCACUCGUGGUGGUGGUUUGCUCGGUUGAUUCGGUCCUUGGCUUCAGUGCUUUAUGGUGUAAGUCACCUGAGGUUUUGGUCUGCCGCUUUCAGCAGGAUUUCAUUUUCUUCUCUUAAGAUAACUGUACCAGUAUACCAGUGUGCUUAUUUUUUAAGCUCGGCCAGCUCUGCAGCUCUGGUCUGCAUAGAUCUUACCCAACAGUCUCAGCCUUACACCCCUGGGACUCUGUUUCUUCUCCCAAGUUAUACAUACGGAUUUCUUGCUGACAUUACAUUCAUUCAUUCAAUUUAAUGAGGGCCUAUUAUGUACCCAGGUAGUCUUUUAAACUAAGGAUAUAGUAGUGGACAAGGAGACAAAAUGCAUAUCCUCAUGGAGCUUGUAUCCUAGUGAACAGUAAGAAGGGAGUGGUUAGACAUUUUUCUCCUUGCAGUUACACAGGAUCCUGAGAUAGUUUUGAGCAGUAGGUUGUCUGCAGAACUCUCACUUCUCAGCGUAAGCAUUUAUUUUUUGGUGCAGGACUCUCUAAUGCUGUCUUUUCCUGCCUCAGUCAUAUAAGCACAUACAGAGAGAGGGGUCACAAGUCAGAACAGUCUGGAAUGCCGAGCCCCCCACAUUGUGGAGGGGUAUCUGUUCUAGAGAGUCUCCCAGACCUAUAAUGGACUCUGUAGGAAUAAGAAGUCAACUUUUGUUGCGUUAAAUCACUGGGAUGUUGGUGCUGUGUGUUUCUGCAGCAUAACGUGGCCUGUCUUGUUGGAAAUGCUAGAACAGAUCCAGCACUUGCUGGAUGACAUAUGUAACCCAGCAGAUGUUGACAGUCUUCUUGAAAUAGGAGAGAUGUGAACCUUAGGAUGAAACUAACACCAUAGAAGGCAGAGCAGGUUUUAGAGACACCACUGAGCGGUAGGAUCAAGAAUCACCUGACACCUAGAAUUGCCCAGGACUUUUUAGGGACACAAAUCUAUAUGUUUCCUCUUAUUGUUUAAACCAGAGUGAUUGGGGUUUCUGUUCAUUGUAACAGAAAUCAUUCUAAUACAUAGAACAAUAACUGAUUUAAGAUAAUAUAUGUAGGAGACAAACAAUGUUCUUAUAUAUGCCUAUUUAAAAGCUUUCAUUAUGGGGCUUCCCUGGUUGCGCAGUGGUUAAGAAUCCACCUGCCAACGCAGAGGACACGGGUUCAAGCCCUGGUUGGGGAAAAUCCCACAUGCUGCGGAGCAUCUAAGCCUGAGCGCCACAACUACUGAAGCCAGCGUGCCUAGAGCCCAUGCUCCGCAACAAGAGAAGCUACCGCAAUGACAAGCUUGCGCACUACAACAAAGAGUCGCCCCCACUCGCCGCAGCUAGAGAAAGCCUGUGAGCAACAAUGCAGCCAAAAAUUAAUGAAUUAAUUAGUUAAAAAAAACUCAUUACAGAAAUUAUCAACAUAUUUAAAAUAAAGUAAAAUGACAAGCCCCUAUAUAGGCUUUAACAAUUUUGCUAACUUUUGUCAUUUAUCCCCUCCAGUUUUUUUUUUUUUGCAUCUAUUGAGUUGAUCAUAUGGUUUCUAUUCAUCAAUUUGAUAAUAUGGUGUAUCGCAUUGAUUGAUUUGCAUACAUUGAAGAAUCCUUGCAUCCCUGGGAUAAAUCCCACUUGAUCAUGGUGUAUGAUCCUUUCAAUGUGUUGUUGGAUUCUGUUUGCUAGUAUUUUGUUGAGGAUUUUUGCACCUAUAUUCAUCAGUGAUAUUGGUCUGUAAUUUUCUUUUUUUUGUAGUAUUUUUGUCUGGUUUUGGUAUCAGGGUGAUGGUGACUUCAUAGAAUGAGUUUGGGAGUGUUCCUCUGCAAUUUUUUGGAGGAGUUGAGAAGGAUGGAUGUUAGCUCUUCUCUAAAUGUUUGAUAGAAUUCACCUGUGAAGCCAUCUGGUCCUGGACUUUUGUGUGUUGGAAGAUUUUUAAUAACAGUUUCAAUUUCAUUACUUGUGAUUGGUCUGUUCAUAGUUUCUAUUUGUUCCUGGUUCAGUCGUGGAAGGUUAUACCUUUCUAAGAAUUUGUCCAUUUUUUCUAGGUUGUCCAUUUUAUUGGCAUAGAGUUGCUUGUAGUAGUCUCUUAGGAUGUUUUGUAUUUCUGUGUCUGUUGUAACUUCUCCUUUUUCAUUUCUAAUUUUAUUGAUUUGAGUCCUCUCCCUCUUUUUCUUGAUGAGUCUGGCUAAUGGUUUAUCAAGUUUGUUUAUCUUCUCAAAGAACCAGCUUUUAGUUUUAUUGAUCUUUGCUAUUGUUUUCUUUGUUUCUAUUUCAUUUAUUUCUGCUCUGAUCUUUAUGAUUUCUUUCCUUCUGCUAACUUUGGGUUUUGUUUGUUCUUCUUUCUCUUGUUCCUUUAGGUGUAAGUUUAGAUUGUUUAUUUGAGAUUUUUCUUGUUUCUUGAAGUAGGCUUGUAUAGCUAUAAACUUCCCUCUUAGAACUGCUUAUGCUGCAUCCCAUAGGUUUGGGAUCGUCGUGUUUUCACUGUCAUUUGUCUCUAGGUAUUUUUCGAUUUCCUCUUUAAUUUCUUCAGUGAUCUCUUGGUUGUUUAGUAACAUAUUGUUUAGCCUCCAUGUGUUUGUUUGUAUUUUUUAUGUUUUUUUCCCUGUAAUUGAUUUCUAAUCUCAUAGCAUAGUGGUCAGAAAAGAUGGCUUGAUAUGAUUUCAAUUUUCUUAAAUUUACUGAGGCUUGAUUUAUGACCCAAGAUGUGAUCUAUCCUGGAGAAUGUUCCGUGUGCACUUGAGAAGAAAGUGUAAUCUGCUGUUUUUGGAUGGAAUGUCCUAUAAAUAUCAAUUAAAUCUAUCUGGUCUAUUGUGUCAUUUAAAGCUUCUUUUCCAUAUUUAUUUUCAUUUUGGAUGAUCUGUCCAUUGGUGUAAGUGAGGUGUUAAAGUCCUCCACUAUUAUUGUGUUACUGUCGAUUUCCUCUUUUAUAGCUGUUAGUAGUUGCCUUAUGUAUUGAGGUGCUCCUAUGUUGGGUGCAUAUAUAUUUAUAAUUGUUUUAUCUUCUUCUUGGAUUGAUGUCUUGAUCAUUAUGUAGUGUCCUUCCUUGUCUCUUGUAACAUUCUUUAUUUUAAAGUCUAUUUUAUCGGAUAUGAGUAUUGCUACUCCAGCUUUCUUUUGAUUUCCAUUUGCAUGGAAUAUCUUUUUCCAUCCCCUCACUUUCAGUCUGUAUGUGCCCCUAGGUCUGAAGUGGGUCGCUUGUAGACAGCAUAUAUAUGGCUCUUGAUUUUGUAUGCGUUCAGCAAGCCUGUGUCUUUUGGUUGGAGCAUUUAAUCCAUACAUGUUUAAGGUAAUUAUCAAUAUGUAUGUUACUAUGACCAUUUUCUUAAUUGUUUUGGGUUUGUUUUUGUAGGUCCUUUUCUUUUCUUGUGUUUCCCACUUAGAAAAGUUCCUUUAACAUUUGUUAUAGAGCUGGUUUAGUAGUGCUGAAUUCUCUUAGCUUUUGCUUGUCUCUAAAGGUUUUGAUUUCUCCAUCGAAUCUGAAUGAGAUCCUUGCCAGGUAGAGUAAUCUUGGUUGUAGGUUUUUCCCUUUCAUCACUUUAAGUAUAUCAUGCUACUGCCUUCUGGCUUGUAGAGUUUCUGCUGAGAAAUCAGCUGUUAACCUUAUGGGAGUUCCCUUGUAUGUUGUCAUUUUUCCCUUGCUGCUUUCAAUAAUUUUUCUGUGUCUUUAAUUUUUGCCAGUUUGAUUACUAUGUGUCUCAGCAUGUUUCCCCUUGGAUUUAUCCUGUAUGGGACUUUCUGCGCUUCCUGGACUUGAGUGGCUAUUUCCUUUCCCAUGUUAGGGAAGUUUUCGACUAUAAUCUCUUCAAAUAUUUUCUCAGGUCCUUUCUCUCUCUCUUCUCCUUCUGGGACUCCUAUAAUGUGAGUGCUUCUGUGUUUAAUGUUGUCCCAGAGGUCUCUUAGGCUGUCUUCAUUUCUUUUCAUUCUUUUUUCUUUAUUCUGUUCUGCAGCAGUGAAUUCCACCAUUCUGUCUUCCAGGUCACUUAUCCGUUCUUCUGCCUCAGUUAUUCUGCUAUUGAUUCCUUCUAGUGUAGUUUUCAUUUCAGUUAUUGUAUUGUUCAUCUCUGUUUGUUUGUUCUUUAAUUCUUCUAGGUCUUUGUUAAACAUUUCUUGCAUCUUCUCGAUCUUUGCCUCCAUUCUUUUUCCGAGGUCCUGGAUCAUCUUUACUAUCAUUAUUCUGAAUUCUUUUUCUGGAAUGUUGCCUAUCUCCACUUCAUUUAGUUGUUUUUCUGGGGUUUUAUCUUGUUCCUUCAUCUGGUACAUAGCCCUCUGCCUUUUCAUCUUGUCUGUCUUUCUGAAUGUGGUUUUUGUUCCACAGGCUGCAGGAUUGUAGUUCUUCUUGCUUCUGCUGUCUGCCCUCUGGUGGAUGAGUCUAUCUAAGAGGCUUGCAUAAGUUUCCUGAUGGGAGGGACUCCAGUUUUUUGUUUUUUAUUUUGCUUGGAGAGAGUGAGUUGGUUGUUUUGGAAUAUUUAAAGCCAAUCUCAGACAUUAUGACAUUUCAUGCAUAAAUAGUUUCAUUAUAAGAGAUAAACAAUUCUUGACAGUCUCUGCCCUAAAUCAUAUUUGAGAACGAAUUCUCAAAGAAGAAUUCUCCCUCUUAUGGAGGCCUUCUCUCCACAAGAGGCAAGCUUAAUAGAGAACGUGGGAGCUUCCUUUCCCUCCCUCAGAGGGCAACCAGAACUUGACCAACAACUUCUCAAGGUGACCUUGUAAGAGGACCCUCUUGGUCUCCCCACUGGGGUAUUCAUUUAUGAGAACAACAGGCAACCCAAAACUUCAUAAUGAGGGUGGUCCAGAAGGAAUACUAGAUGCCUGUAAUGAUCAGACCAACUUAUUAGUAAGCUGAAACUACAUGAUCAACUGCUAACUUUUAACAAGCAUCAGAGUGAUUCAUGCAUUAAGAGUUCAGUGGUAGUAGUUAAUUGUUGGUUUUCUGGAAGCCACUGAAGAACAAAAUAAUAAUAGUAAGUACUCUCUAACAUGUUCAUAUAGGACAUUUCCCCAGGAGCUCAAAGUGCCCUCAUUUACCUACUUUCAUUGGUUUUCAUCUUUAUUUUUCUUGAAAUAAUGUGUAAAUGAAUACUAAAAAAUUAGAAUUUAUUGUAAUUCACUUCCCUCUAAGCAUUCCUGCUUGAUCAUAUUUUUUUCUUAGUAUUACCCAUCACAUUUACCUACCCAUCACAUUUAACUAACUGCUAAGAUGAAAAAUGAAGCAGAAAUUUAAUACUCCUUUUCUAUUUCCUUCCUCAUUUGGUGCCAUACUUCCUCUUCAUGAGGAAUUUUCUCUUCUUUUUUUUGGUUGGUGUCCACCCCUUACCUUGAUCCUCUUCUGGUGUUUUCUAAGGUAAUUAUUUUGUGCUUCAAUACCCAGUGCUCUAAUAGUCUAGAAGUGUGGUAUAACCUGCUUUGAAAGAUCCCUUUAUGGCCAAUUUAACUUACCAUACUUUAUCAUUUAUAAAUAUCGACUUAAUCAACAAAGUGUAUUUGCAACCAGUAUUCUUGGUGCCAUAAACUAGUGUUUAUCACCUGCAGUUCCCAAAUUGACACAUUAACCUGCUGCCAAAAACUGGUUCCAUCUUUAUCUCUACCUGUGGAUGUUUGCUUCCUAAAACUUUCGGAGAGAUAUGCACUGGGAAUGUUCAUUUUUUCAUUCAACAUUGGGCAAAUGUUUAUUGGGCACUUUCUAUGUGCCAGGCAUUCUUUUACGUGCUGAGAUUUUCACUUAGCCUUUUUGCUUCUAAAGAAUGCUGGGGUUAGAAGGAGGAGGAACCUUCCCUCAUGGUCCAAUGGUUAAGACGCCACGCUUCCACUGAAGGAGGGUACAGGGUUCCAUCCCUGGUCGGGCAUUCCCGCAAACUGUGCAGCACAUCCAAACAUAAAUAAAUAAAUAAAGCUGGACUGAGGAUGAAGUGGGCAUUCUCUAGGCUCCUGUACAUCAUUUAAACAAUUUGUAUAUUUUUGUUAUUCAUUUGUUUAGCAGUUUGGCUUUCCAUGGUCAGUUUCCCACUCCAUCUUAUCUUUUUUUUAUAUAUAUAAAUUUAUUUUAUUUUAUUUUAUCUUAUUUUUGGCUGCACUGGGUCUUCGUUGCUGCACACAGGCUUCCUCUGGUGCGGUGAGCGGGGGCUGCUCUUCACUGCUGUGCACGGACUUCUCAUUGGGGUGGCUUCUCUUAUUGCGGAGCACAGGCUCUAGGCGCGCGGGCUUCAGUAGUUGUGGCAUGUGGGCUCAGUAGUUGUGGUUUGCAGGCUCUACAGCGCAGGCUCAGUAGUUGUGGCACACGGGCUUAGGUGCUCUGCAGCAUGUGGGAUCUUCCCAGACCAGAGUUUGAACCCAUGUCCUCUGAAUUGGCAGGCGGAUUCUUAAUCACUGCGUCCCCAGGUAAGUCCUAGAUACAUUCUCAGUAAGAUAUUGAGACAAAGCAAACUCCUAUGAAAAUUUAGGCACUUUAGUAUAUAAGCAAUUAUAUCCUAUUUGCCAAAAGAGUUUUGUUUGUUUGUUUGUUGUUUUGGCUGUGUCACAUGACAUGUGGGAUCUUAGUUCCCUGAACAGGGAUCAAACCUGUGCCUCCUGCAGUGUACGCGUGGAGUCGACCACUGGACCACCAUGGAAGUUCCAAAAGGUUUUUUUUUUUUUUUUUUGGCUGCCUUGGGUAUUCGUUGCUGUGCGUGGGCUUUCUCUAGGUGCAGUGAGCGAGGGGCUACUCUUCAUUGCAGUGUACAGGUUUCUCAUUGUGAUGGCUUCUCUUGUUGCAGAGCAUGGGCUCUAGGCGCAUGGACUUCAGUAGUUGCAGCACGUGGGCUCUAGAGCUCAGGCUCAGUAGUUUUGAAACACGGGCUUAGUUGUUCCACAGCAUGUGGGAUCUUCCUGGACCAGGGCUCGACCCCGUGUCCUCUGCAUUGGCAGGCAGUUUCUUAACCACUGCGCCACCAGGGAAGACCCAGCGUUUUUUUUUUUAAGCCUGUUUUCAAAUUUUUAUAACCAUGAACCCCCAAACAAUCAGCAACUUCAUUUCAGCAUUACUUGGGGACUUCCCUGGUGGUGCAGUGGUUAAGAAUCCACCUGCCAAUGCAGGGGACAUGGGUUGGAUCCGUGGUCCGGGAAGAUCCCACAUGCCAUGGAUCAACUAAGCCCAUGUGCCACGACUACUGAGCCUGUGCUCUAGAGCCCGCGAGCCACAACUACUGAGCCCACAUGCCACAACUACUGAAGCCUGCGUGCCUAUAGCCCGUGCUCCGCAACAAGAGAAGCCUCUGCAAUGAUAAGCCUGUGAGCUGCAACGAAGAGUAGCCCCCGUUCGCUGCAACUAGCAAUAGCCCGUGCACAACGAAGACCCAACACAGCCAAAAAUUAAAAAAAAAAAAAAACUAUUAAAAAAAAUUUUUUAAAAAGAAGUAUUACUUAA